UGCCAGCGUGUCUUGAAGAAUAGCAAUGGCGGACAGCGGCGGGGAUCGUGGCGGUGUUGUAUCUUCCAACGUCGGUCCUGCCGAAACUUCGACGUCCGGCGACGGCCAAGAUCCGAAGAAAUCGGACAUGGGAGACGAUCUGAGGGCAGGCAAGGCUGAGCGGAAAGCUUGCAAUGACCCCGUGCAGGAGCUGCUCAACCUGGCGGCUGGCACCGUCAACCAGACGGAGACAUCACACACAAAGCAGUGGCUCGGUGGUGGCGAUGAGGCAGAAGCCCGAAAAGACUCCCACAAGCAUGUUCCUGGCCCUCUUCAGGCACUACCUCUGUCGCUGGACGACAUUCGAGCGAGCCUGGACAACAUUGUCCAGCAGCACUGUGUGGCGCAGUCGUCGCUCAUGAGGAGCUUAACUGGAGAAACGCUGAGGCGGCUCGACGAUGCUGGCAAAGCGGUGGUCGUCUCGCACUCCCUGGCCGCGUACCUCUCCACACUGGAAGCUGUCGUGCUGCGCAAGGUGACGGCGAGGAUCGUCUCCGACACCGGUCUCUGGGUGUCGCGUCUCUUUAGGUUCUUUGACUCGUCGGUCUUCUUUCACGAGGAGUCGCGGGAAGGGCUGGUGCGCGUGUGCCGCCUCGCCCUGCACGCCAAGUACCCGCGCCUGUCCCAGGGGGAAGGCUACCAGGCACUGGCCUCCCGACCGCCCGUGCUGUACAUCGGGGCGCACACCCGCACCAGCCUCGGACACCACCUCUGUUCGCAACUGGGACUUCCCGUCUCCUGCCUCAGGAUGAUUCCCCUUACAGGGACACCAGGCUCCCUCUACCAGACGGACCUUACAGCGCUGGAGCAGAGCAUGGACGAAGACGUGGUGCAGGGCCGGGUGCCGACGCUGGUGGUGGUCAGUGCGGGCUCGCCGGCCAUCGGCUUGGUGGACCCUCUGCAGGGACUGCAGGACCUGUGCAAGCGGCACGAGGCUUGGCUGCACGUCGAGGGACACGCGCUCGCCGCUCUGUGCCUCGUGUCGGUUCCCAACCUGCCGGCUCGUACUGGAGACAGCGUGUCGCUCCCUCUCGGCACCUGGCUUGGUCUACCAUCUGUGCCCUACGUUACCUUGUACAAGACAAGCGAGGCAGCGCUGGCGCAUGCGGCUGGCCUGAGCUCGUUCAGCGUGCACAGCAAGCUGCAGUGUCUCCCCCUGUGGGUCGGGCUGCAGAGCCUGGGACACCAGGGACUCCUGCAGCGAGUACUCCACUGCCUGCGUCUGAGUGAAAUGCUAAGGGAAAGACUGGACCAGAUUCCGGAGAUAGAAGUCGUGGGCAGGCCCAGGGCGAUGUCAAAAGAAGGACAGGUGCUUUCCCUGGCUGACGUGGUGACAAAAUCUGUUGGAACUCUGUUGCUGUUCGACGUCGUUGUUCCUGUGGUGACAUUUCGGUAUAUGCCGGAAGAGGCCCUGCUGGAAGGGGUCGAGGAGGAGGAGGAAACUCAGGAAGAAGGAUCGACCGAGGUCUCGUCGGAGACUGAGUCCAAGCGCAACACGCCGGACGAGGCCACCGCUGCCGGGGAGAAGGCAGAGACGGACGCCAUCCUGGACGACGAGCCUUCCUUGCGCGACACCUCCUAUCGCAACAAUCUCAACUCUUGGCUGGCCCAAGUUCUCAACCGCGACGUCCCUCGUGCAGCGCUGGACCUCCUCGACCUGGACCCAUAUGGGGCCUGCCUUCGCUUUUGUCCUCUGGAGAGCGCACACGUGUUCGGCACGACGACUCAGGAUGUGGAGGAGUUGCACAACUGUCUCCUCAAACAUCUGGCCAUUUUGAACGCGACGGUCCGACAGAAGCGCAAGUUCCGCGAGGCUCUCAGCAAACACGACAACCUCGAGCUGGUCGAAGUGUGUCACUGGGCGGGUCUGGGUGGCGUGCGGUUUGUGCCGAACGCUUACAUCGGACACGUCGACUCGCUCGAUGAGAAGGACCGGAUCCAGCUCAACCAGCUCAACUCGGAGCUCGUGCUCAAGUUGAAGAACACGGAUUCGGCCUUUUCUCUCGGUGAAAGUGAAGACGGCCUGUCCUGCGUGCGAUUUGGCAUGGUCACGGAUGACCUCGACAUCGAGGAGCUGGUUGGGCUUGUCCUGGGAGCGGGCAUAGAGCUGGAGGAAUCCACAAAGGCACUUGAGUCAAUGUCCGAACUGGUGAAACAAGGAAUUCAAGAAGCGAGCAAGGGUCUCCAGCAGGAGAACGAGGAGAAGAUACUCCAGGAGGGCCUUCUGAGGCAUGUUCCCAUCGUGGGCUCCCUUUUCAACUGGUGGUCACCGACCUCCAAGGAGAGUGGUAUUCGUGGCCGAAGCUUCAACAUUACAUCCGGGCUCGUCGAGAGUACGGAGAACAUCUACAAGUACCACAUGCAAAUCCAGCAGGGCGACGGCACGCCGGUACUGGCCAACAAGCCUCCUCCACAAGCCCAAGUGGUCGUGCCAGCCGCAAAUGCCCUCGAGACCAAAGCACAGCAUUAAGAGAGCGCAACUCAGAAGAAGUGUGACAGAGGUUGUAGUGGGGGAUUGUGGGACGAGACUCGAAGGGAGUUAAGAGAAUGGGGUUAGGUGCCGCAGGUUCGAGCACCAUCGCGCACACGCCCACAGAGCAGUACCAGUGCGUAGAGAAUGGACGAUCGGUGUUGUUUUGGGCCAUUGGCUUUCCGAGUGAAUGCGGGAUGUUUUGCAUGCCAUUGCAUUCGAGGCAGACUGAUGAGCAAAACUAAAAAAAAAAAGCUCAAGAAAUUAUGUGGGCUGCUGGUAUUGGGUGCCACCGGCCUACAGUGGCAGGUACCAAAUACCACAGGCACCAGAUAUCAGCACAGAGGAACAUGAUUGGGGUCCAUAAGGCUCCUGGCUGUUUGUCUUUAACCGGUGCUUGAAACCAGCUCAGCGCUUGAUGGUUGACGGAGGCACAUAAGCACUGAUUGGAUUCUUUGCUUGUUGUCAUGCAAUCACAGGAAUCUUGCUGUUCUGAUUGGGGAGCAAAAGUAGCUGGCCGCAUGCGGUGGUGUUUUGUUAAACUUUUUUGUUUGGUCCAAUCAAGUAAAAUAAAGCUGGUAGCAUUUAGUUUUAGUUCGCUGUUAAAGAACUUAUACCGGUUGCUGGUGCGUUGUGAGAAAUAUUGUGCACAAUUCCUUGGCAAAGGUUUUUGGUUGCAAGCUGCGCAGCUGCUCGCACUUGUGAACCCACACAGCAGUUACCCGCUGGUCCCAAUAGUGCAACUCUGUGAGCUUGAACAUGUUGGCAAUAGUUACCAGCAGCUUCUAGUACUACGGCAAGCUCUUAAAAGCCUCCAUGGCGGUUUAUACUACUAAAAGGCCAGCUCAAGUACAGUAUUGCUAGCAUGUCCAGAGCCUUUGGUACUUGUCUGUCCGUUUUUCAUUGUGUGCAGUGCAUCUUGUGCAGUGCCACCUUUUAAUAACCCUGCUAGUAUUUUGCAACACUUUUGUGUUCAUGCUAGGGAAUGGUUCUGCUGUCUUAACCUUGUGUGAAAAUAGCGCAGCUCACAGCUUCAGCUUUGCGUGCAUUUUAUGGACUCGACAGGUAACAGCUGUGACGUUGGUUUAUGAGCAGUCACAAGCUUUCGUUCGGGAGGCAUUGCGGCUUAAGCAUUUAUGAAGUCAACAGCAGACCUCAUCGUCGGGCCAUCCUAGUAUGCCCCCUAAUGCUCCUCUGUUAGCAGCUCCACAUUGGUUAAAAGUGGUUUGAACUUUGGAUGGAGGUUUUGCCACAAAAGGGUUCGCCAAUCUCUAAGAAUGCAAAAUUAAUAGGUUAGUUCUUCGCAAGAGGUCCCGAAAUAAUAGUGUGUAUAUUACAAGGCCUAACACUACUGCAAUCUUAGUUGGGCUAGUUGGUGAGAAUUGACCUUUAACAUGAGUAAAUAGUGCAAAAAGGAUAAGGUAAAGGGAACAAGAGCUGGAGUUUGUUUUUGUAACCUUUUACUUGAUUCUUUUUUUUAACUAGUUACACCGCUGCUGUAAUUACUCGGGCGUCUACUUUUGAAAAGGAGGCUCACAGACUAUGCCCUUUAGAUGUAAUAUAAGGAAGUGGAAGCCUUGGCAGUGUCGGAAAGCUAGUGGCUUUAGAACCGGAAAAGCCCGUGCAUUGGUACCUCUGCUCUCGAGAGAAAGAACAUGUCAUCCAAACAUAUCAUUUCCGGAGAAACUAGGGUUCAUGCCUGCAACUUUCUUGUUCUUUUUCUUUCCAGCUGGGACCAUGUUUAUUGUAGCUCCCAUUUUUUUGGGGGGGCAUUGGGCGCUCCUCUCCAGUCACCGCUCACUUUCUCACCAACUCUGUUUCUUCAUCUUGUUCCUUUGUUUGCGAUUUUUUUUUUAUUAUAUUGCAGAGUGGCGAGUGUUUUUCUCGUUCAGUCUUCUCUCCUUUUUUGUGGGGAGGGUUUCUGCUUCGCUUUAUUCCCUAUGCAUUUGAUGAGUUUUAAGUAAGACCUUGUCUAUUUCAGAGCGAAAGCGAGUGAAGUUCCUGAUAGUAUUCUUUUUGUUUUCUCAUCCAUCUCGUGCAGGCAGCCUGCAUACUUCGCCUUAAAAAAACUGUUGUGAUACAUCUAGUCAGAAACGCACUUUUUUGCAAAUAAAACUGACAGCUUUUUCGAG
Rhipicephalus microplus (southern cattle tick) is the source of this 4641-nucleotide messenger RNA. Its product is annotated as pyridoxal-dependent decarboxylase domain-containing protein 1. Lineage: Eukaryota; Metazoa; Arthropoda; Arachnida; Ixodida; Ixodidae. Gene Ontology annotation, cellular component: intracellular membrane-bounded organelle. Gene Ontology annotation, biological process: carboxylic acid metabolic process. Gene Ontology annotation, molecular function: carbon-carbon lyase activity; pyridoxal phosphate binding. The record is from RefSeq and is a predicted model, not a curated record.